Messenger RNA from Rotaria socialis, 2430 nucleotides. The record is from the annotation of a GenBank genome assembly. Lineage: Eukaryota; Metazoa; Rotifera; Eurotatoria; Philodinida; Philodinidae.
AUGCUGAAAUCUGAAGUAAUUGUUGUAUCUGGUCCGUCAACAUCAUCACGUCGUAGGUCGCCAUCUGAUUCUCCUCGACAGGAUAAAUCGUCGAAAAGAUCUCGUCGAACACCAACCCCAUCAUCACAAUCAGAUGAUGAUGAUCGACGAAGUCACAGUGAUGAUGAUGAAGAAGAAGGCGAAGUACGAUCUAAACAAACUUUGAAUGAUCCUCCAGUUCAAGCAAAACCUGUUGCUCCUGUUACAGCACCGCGUACUGGUGGUCUAUAUUUGCCUCCAGCAAAGCUACGUCUUCUACAAGGAUCAUUAACAGAUAAAUCGAGCCCUGAAUAUCAACGUCUAGCUUGGGAAGCUUUGAAAAAAACACUUAAUGGUCGUGUUAAUAAAGUCAAUACAGCCAAUUUGGCAUUGAUUAUUCGGGAAUUAUUCAAAGAUAAUAUCGUACGUGGUCGAGGUUUAUUAGCUCGUGGCAUUAUUCAAGCGCAAGCGGCAUCUCCAUUUUAUACAUCGGUGUAUGCUGCAUUAGUAUCAGUUGUAAAUACAAAAUUCCCGCAAAUCGGUGAAUUAAUCGUGAAACGUUUGAUUUCAUCAUUUCGUCGAACAUAUCAACGAAAUGACAAAAACAAUUGUUUAGCAGCAACAAAAUUCAUCGCACAUCUCGUCAAUCAAAAUAUUCUUCAUGAAAUAGUUGCAUUACAAAUGCUUGUUCUUUUACUGGAAAAUCCAUCCGACGAUAGUGUGGAAUUAGCUAUCGGCUUUUUAAAAGAAUGUGGACAGAAAUUAUCUCAAGUUAGUCCACGAGGAUUAGAUUCAGUGUUUUCCACAUUAAGAAAUCUUCUUCACGAAUCAUCGCUUGAUAAACGUACACAAUACAUGAUUGAAGUGUUAUUUGCAGUCCGCAAAGAUCAAUUUAAGGCUAAUCCUGCUGUUCCAACUGGUCUUGAUUUGGUCGAAGAAAGUGAUCAAUAUACUCAUAUGCUCACAUUAGAUGAUCCCUGUGAACCUGAGCCAAUGCUUGAUGUAUUUAAAUACGAUGAUGAAUAUGAGGAAAAUGAACGAAAGUACAAAGAAAUUCGAAAAACGAUUCUGAACGAAAGUAGUGACGAUGAAGAUGAAAGCUCAGGUUCAUCUGAUAGCGACGACGACGAUGAUGAUGAUGGCAAAAAAGAUGUUGAUGAAGAAGAGCAAGGAGCUGGUGCGACACAAACCAAACAAGACACCAUUAUUGAUCAAACAGAAACAAAUUUGGUAGCACUUCGGCGUACAAUAUAUUUAACGAUUCAAUCGAGUAUUGGUGCUGAAGAAUGUGCACAUAAAUUACUGAAAAUGAAUUUACGUCCUGGUCAAGAAAUGGAAUUAUGUCAAAUGAUUCUCGACAGCUGUGCACAACAACGAACAUAUGAACGAUUUUUUGGUCUACUUGCGCAACGUUUUUGUCUAUUGAAGAAGGAAUAUAUUGAAUGUUUCGAAAAAGUGUUUCAAGACCAAUAUGAAAUAGUGCAUCGUCUUGAAAAUGUCAAAUUAAGAAAUGUAGCUAAAUUUUUCGCUCAUUUACUCGUCACUGAUGCUAUUUCAUGGGGUGUUCUUCGUUGUAUUAUUUUAACAGAAGAAGAUACCACCUCGUCGUCGCGUGUUUAUAUCAAGAAUUUGUUUCUAGAAUUAGCGGAAUUCCUUGGUUUAACCAAACUUAAUAAUCGUUUAACGGAUCCAACACUAGCAGAGUACUUUGAUGGUUUAUUUCCACGAGACAAUCCAAAAAAUACUCGAUUUUCAAUAAACUUCUUCACAUCAAUUGGUCUUGGUGGUCUAACUGAUGAUCUUCGAGAAUUUUUACGAACAAAUCCACCACCAGCUACAUCAGUAGAACCUGCCGUACCUGUUAAACCUGAAAUAAAAGAAGACGAAGAAGAUUUUAAAGAUCAUGAACGUAUGCAAGCUCGUCUUCGUGAACUUCAAAUGAAAGAAGAAAAAACAAAAAAGAAGAAAGAAGAUAAAAGAACAAAAAAGCGUUCACCAUCAGCUUCGUCCACUUCGUCGUCAUCGUCAUCAGGAUCAUCGUCGUCGGGUUCUUCGUCAUCGUCAGCUUCCCCACCGCCGCCGCCGCCACCACCACCGCUAUCUCGAAAGGAAGAUCAACGUAAUCGGGUCGAACGUCGUCAAAAAGAUCAAUCUCCUGAAGCCGAUCGUCGAAAUAAAUCAAGAAAAGAUGAAGGUCGGCCAAGAUAUCUAUCUCCAGAACUUGAUCGUCGAAAUGGCGUAAAGAAAGACGAUCGUCGACAAAAAGAUCGCUCUCCAAUUGUUGAUCGUAGAGAUCGAACAAAAGAAGACGACCGCCGACCAAAGGAUCGACGCGUAGAAGAAAAAAGGCACCAUGAGAAGCAACCAUCACUUGAUCGUGGUCGUCAUUAUCAUAAAUCGUCAAAACGCUAA